This is a messenger RNA of Ziziphus jujuba (common jujube), 3438 nucleotides long. Its product is annotated as ribonucleoside-diphosphate reductase large subunit. Bases 250 to 2673 code for a protein of 807 amino acids. The transcript has 17 exons. Gene Ontology annotation, molecular function: ATP binding; ribonucleoside-diphosphate reductase activity, thioredoxin disulfide as acceptor. Gene Ontology annotation, cellular component: ribonucleoside-diphosphate reductase complex. The record is from RefSeq and is a predicted model, not a curated record. Lineage: Eukaryota; Viridiplantae; Streptophyta; Magnoliopsida; Rosales; Rhamnaceae. Gene Ontology annotation, biological process: DNA replication; deoxyribonucleotide biosynthetic process.
UGAGAGGCCCCACUGGCACCAUGAAAAAGGUACACGUUUUGUUGACAGCUCCUAAUUCACUUACCCGCCAAAUCUGCCCCCAAAUCUAAUUUGGCGCGAAAAUUCAAACACGCUAAUUAAUUUUCCAAAAAAAAUAAAAAUAAAACACCUCUCAGGGGCGUCGCUUUAUAAGGUAUGAAUCGGGGAGGCCUGUGCUUGUGCACCUAACUUGUUCGACGAGAGUUCUGACAGAGAGAUAAAAGAGUGAAAAUGUAUGUGGUGAAGAGAGAUGGCCGUCAGGAGGCUGUGCAUUUCGACAAGAUCACUGCGCGGUUGAAGAAGUUGAGUUAUGGGCUUAGCAUCGAGCACUGCGACCCGGUUCUUGUCGCCCAGAAGGUCUGCGCUGGUGUCUAUAAAGGCGUCACCACUAGCCAGCUUGAUGAAUUGGCCGCUGAAACUGCUGCUGCUUUGACUGCCAAUCACCCUGACUAUGCAUCCUUGGCGGCAAGAAUUGUUGUUUCAAAUCUGCAUAAGAACACAAAGAAAUCAUUUUCUGAGACGAUUAAAAUCAUGUACAACCAUGUUAGUGAGAGAUCUGGACUGAAAGCUCCACUAAUAGCCGAUGAUGUUUAUGAAAUUAUCAUGAAGAAUGCGGCUCGUUUGGACAGUGAGAUAAUCUAUGAUAGGGAUUUUGAAUAUGAUUACUUUGGUUUUAAGACCCUGGAGAGGUCCUACCUCUUAAAAGUACAAGGGAAGGUUGUUGAAAGGCCUCAGCACAUGUUAAUGAGGGUUUCUGUUGGGAUUCACAAGGAUGAUAUUGAUUCUGUUAUCAAGACAUACCAUAUGAUGUCUCAGCGGUGGUUCACUCAUGCUUCUCCCACCCUUUUUAAUGCAGGAACACCAAGGCCUCAAUUGAGUAGUUGCUUCCUUGUGUGCAUGAAAGAUGAUAGCAUUGAAGGCAUAUAUGACACCUUGAAGGAAUGUGCUGUUAUCAGCAAGUCAGCAGGAGGAAUUGGUGUAUCAGUUCAAAAUAUCCGUGCCACAGGCAGUUAUAUUCGUGGAACAAAUGGGACAUCGAAUGGCAUUGUUCCAAUGCUAAGGGUUUUCAAUGAUACUGCUCGUUAUGUUGAUCAAGGGGGAGGCAAGAGGAAGGGUGCUUUUGCUGUCUACUUGGAGCCAUGGCAUGCUGAUAUAUAUGAAUUCGUAGAUCUGAGAAAAAACCAUGGAAAGGAAGAACACCGGGCACGUGAUCUAUUUUUUGCUCUUUGGGUGCCUGAUAUCUUCAUGGAAAGAGUCCAAUCUAAUGGACACUGGUCAUUGUUUUGCCCUAAUGAGUCUCCAGGGUUGGCAGAAUGCUGGGGUGAAGAAUUUGAAAAGCUCUACACCCAAUAUGAAAGACAGGGUAAGGCCAAGAAGGUUGUUCAGGCUCAGAAUCUGUGGUUUGAAAUUCUAAAAUCCCAGAUAGAAACUGGAACCCCCUAUAUGCUUUUCAAGGACUCUUGCAAUAGGAAAAGUAAUCAGCAAAAUCUGGGUACCAUUAAAUCCUCAAACUUGUGUACUGAGAUAAUUGAGUAUACAAGUCCAACGGAAACUGCUGUAUGCAAUCUGGCAUCAAUUGCUUUACCAAGAUGUGUUAGAGAGAAGGGAGUUCCAUUAGAGUCACAUCCUUUUAAGCAUGUUGGAAGCAGAGAUUCAAAGAAUCGAUAUUUUGAUUUUGACAAAUUAGCUGAGGUCACUGCCUUGGUCACUACAAACCUUAACAAGAUAAUUGAUGUUAAUUACUAUCCUGUUGACACUGCUAAAAGGUCAAACUUCCGACACAGACCAAUUGGUAUUGGAGUUCAGGGUCUAGCUGAUACCUUCAUCUUGCUUGGCAUGGCAUUUGAUUCACCUGAGGCCCAACAACUAAAUAAAGACAUAUUUGAGACCAUAUACUAUCAUGCUCUAAAGGCUUCUUCUGAGUUGGCUGCAAAAGAAGGCCCUUAUGAAUCAUAUGAGGGCAGUCCUGUGAGCAAGGGAAUUCUUCAGCCAGAUAUGUGGGGUGUAGAACCUUCAAAUCGAUGGGAUUGGGUUGCUCUUAGGGAAAUGAUAUCUAAGAAUGGAGUUAGAAAUUCACUUCUCGUAGCCCCAAUGCCAACAGCUUCAACCAGCCAAAUUCUUGGAAACAAUGAGUGCUUUGAGCCAUAUACUUCCAAUAUUUAUAGUCGCAGAGUUCUGAGCGGUGAAUUUGUUGUGGUGAACAAACAUCUUCUUCAUGAUUUAACUGAGAUGGGCCUGUGGUCCCCUGCAAUUAAGAAUCAGAUGAUCUAUGAGGAUGGCUCCGUUCAGAAGAUUGCAGAAAUCCCUGAUGAACUUAAAGUCAUUUACAAAACUGUUUGGGAGAUCAAGCAAAGGACAUUGGUUGAUAUGGCAGUUGAUCGUGGAUGCUACAUAGAUCAGAGUCAAAGCCUAAAUAUACACAUGGACCAACCAAAUUUUGGGAAACUUACUUCAUUGCACUUCUAUGCAUGGUCCAAGGGCCUGAAAACAGGGAUGUACUAUCUUCGAUCACGUGCUGCAGCUGAUGCCAUCAAAUUUACUGUAGAUACCUCCAUUCUGAAGGAAAACCCUAAGGUUGAAGAUGACGAUGCAAAAUUGGCACAGGUGGUUUGCUCUUUGACGAACCGUGAAGAGUGCUUGUCUUGUGGAAGUUAAAGAGAUUUCCUUCAUGCUGAGGGAGCAAGAAUUUGGCCUAAUUUGUGUGGUUUUGGUGGAAACUUGUUUUUGAAGGUUUUAGACAAAAGGGUUUAAAAAUCUAGAGAUGGAGUGUCUUGGUAUGAAGUGUGAAUGACAUGUAAACUAAUGUAAUAGCUGAGACUCCUAAAUUAUUAAAAUAUGUAUGUAUUUUCCCAUUGAGUUUGGAUAACAGAGUAACAUGUGUAUGUAUUUUUUUCUUUGGUUUCAUUUUCAAAAUACUUUUCCUUUGUCUCUGUAUUCAAUGUCCUCUUUCUUCCUAAAGGUUGGUGUAAGAAGAUUGAAAAAACUGCCAGAGCAUUUUUUUGGAAAACUGAAACCAAAGCGUCAAGAGGCUCCAAUCUAGUAGCCUGGAAGAUAGUGUACCAAAGCUGUGUUGUAUUUCAACUGAAGAGAAAAAGUUUUGGAUUUAGGCUCUUAAGGCUAAAUAUUUUCCUCAUUCCUCUUUCAUGAAGCGCAAAAAGGUAAGUGUUAGCUUUUAGUUAUGGUCUGGUGUCUUGAGGGUUAGAUCUUCUUUUGUACAUUUCAUACUUUGUAAACUUGAGUUUUAUUUGAGUUUCUAGAAAGACUAAUAGAUUGGCCCACAUUGUGCGUUAGUGGGCUGUAACCCAAUAUGUCAAUGGAUCUGUGAAACUAAGUUGGUUGCUGUCUUUGUUUGUUGUUGAUUGUAUGAUUCAGGAGGGAGUAAUCAGAAGAUUCUUAAAUCUAGGCUUGUUAUUUGGCCUA